UAAGGCUCAGUCAAGAUCCGGCUAACGCGCGGGUCGGACGUAUGCUGCAUGGGUGAAAUUCAGUACCCCGGCGCGCACGGCGUCGGCGACGAUGACCGGCAGUACCGGGCGCCCUUUCGUCGCGCCCCGCAAUACAGAUGGCCCACGCCCCAGGUGGCGCAGCCCUCGGCCUUCGCCCCGUGGAGGAGAGCGCCGGCGCCCCCGCGACCGGACUAUCGGCGGAGCGCCUCGUAUCCCGGGAAACCGGACGAACCGUUUCAGGACAGAGGAGGUCUGGACAACAUGAGGUCGUUGGAGCACUAUCUGACCGACAUAAUGCGGGCUGAUACAUCAGAACACAUGAAAGGCAAAUCGCCGUUCUUCCCGGGCGUGGAGGAGGGCAGCGUGGCGAGUGCGGCGGGCGCGGGGUCUCCGCACGGACCCAACGAACAGGCGCAGGACGUCGUAUCGAGGCUUAGCGCAGCCGGACUAUCGAUGUGCGUUAGCGCCUUGGGUUCGCCGGCUCGCUCGUCGCCGGUUUCUGCGGGCUCGGAGCACGGCGAGCGAUUUAGCCGGAAGGUGUUUGUGGGGGGUCUGCCGCCUGAUAUCGACGAAGAUGAAAUAACUUCGUCAUUCCGCCGGUUCGGUCCCCUAGUGGUAGACUGGCCUCACAAGGCCGAGAGCAAGAGUUACUUCCCGCCUAAAGGAUACGCUUUUCUGCUUUUCCAAGACGAGAGCUCCGUGGCGGCCCUGAUGGAGGCCUGCAUAACUGACGACGACAAGCUGUACCUUUGCGUGUCUUCGCCCACGAUCCGCGACAAGCCCGUGCAGAUCCGGCCUUGGAGGCUCGCAGACGCCGACUUCGUGCUCGACGCCAGUAUGCCCCUCGACCCUCGCAAAACUGUUUUCGUGGGCGGAGUGCCACGCCCACUGAAGGCUGUGGAGCUGGCGAUGAUAAUGGACCGUUUAUACGGCGGAGUGUGUUACGCCGGUAUCGACACCGACCCCGAAUUGAAAUAUCCCAAGGGCGCCGGUCGUGUGGCGUUUUCCAACCAGCAAUCGUACAUCGCGGCCAUUUCGGCGCGUUUCGUCCAACUGCAGCACGGGGACAUCGACAAGCGGGUCGAGGUGAAGCCGUACGUGUUGGACGACCAGAUGUGCGACGAGUGCGCGGGAGCUCGCUGUGGAUCAAAGUUCGCGCCUUUCUUCUGCGCCAACGUCACUUGUCUGCAGUACUACUGCGAGCACUGCUGGGCGACCAUCCACUCUCGGCCGGGACGCGAGUUCCACAAGCCCCUGGUGAAGGAGGGCGCCGACAGACCGCGCGCCGUCCCCUUCCGCUGGUGCUAGGAUCGCCGGCGAGGGGGCAGAGGGGCGAAGAGCGGAGGGACAGGGGCGAGGAAGGGGGAAGCAGGACUGGGACGAGCAUCCAAUGUCUGGAAUGGCUCGAUGCGGCGGUUCCACUCUUAGACUACGAAACACGGCUUUCGGCGUCGUCGGGACGCGACGCGUUUCUCGACUUAGAUUAAUAAAGCAACAUUAUCCAAAGUUAGUAAUUUUAAGCAAAAUAUAUUGUGCGGGGUGGGAGACUCGAAGCCGACCCCGACGUAAGCAAAAUAUAUCCAAAACUUAGCUAGUUGUCAGUUCGUUCUCUAAGGUCUUUAGCCGACUCUUAUUAUAAGAUAAAAAGGUCCGAGGCUAGACUCUGCGGAGCGAAGCGUUGGCCGAAUAAAGUAAGAUGUAAGUGGAAUGUCAUUUCUCGGAAUAAUUGUACCUGUUAGCUAGAGUAAAUUACCCGAUUUCCUCGUAUUUUUCUAUUUGGAUAUUGUUGCUGUGACCUUCGCCGUGACGGCACUGCGUCGUCUGGCCCCGUGUGUGUGCGUUUCAGCCCAGAGGAGUCGUCUUCGAAGUCGAAACGCCCUCGGGCGGUUUAGGUUUAUUUGGAGGGAGGGUUAUUGUUUCAGGGUGUGUUCAGGUUCUGUUCCUAAAGGCGCCGCCGUCGGGAGGCGGGAGGCGGUAUGGGCCGGUGUUAGUACAAAAAUGAAUAAUGUUACCAUUUUCGGCUGUAGUGCUCACGGUUAUUCUUUAGUCUCGUAGUGUGUAUAGUGAAGGACAUAUUUUUCAAUCCGCCGGGAUAGUGCAAUAGACGGUAGUUUAGAUAUAAUAUUAUUCUCGUUCCCUUUCGAUCUCCGCUCUAGAGCUGGAGUCGAAGUUCAGAAGGGGCGGUGCUUUGCUAACUUCGAGUCGUUUCAAUCGUCGUAGUUAACUUGUCAAAAUUAUUCGAAUAUCGUAGAGUUUUAAUGGAGAGUCUCGAGUCUUGGCGUCGUUGUGGUCAUUUGGAAUAUUACAAAUUUUGAUAUCGUAUAUGGUUAUCGCAUGAGGCAAUAUGCACCUAUUCGCGAGGCGCUAACCUGCAUGGGUCGAAACGGCUUGUUCGAUGUCGUGUUCUCGUGAAGGACGAAGCUAUCGAGUGAGAGUUGGACGCUUUUAGAGAUGUACUUAAUUCGGAUACAGAUUUCGUAUCCCGACCGACCACAGAAGUUUAUAGACUGUAGAUAAGACUAUGGCGUGUUUUCGAUAAUUGUUUUUAAUGUUUUUGUAAAAGUUUUUUCGUGUCGUGACUUCUCUGUAGUGAGGCGAAGUGCCUUGUACGGCGAACGAGUCGAUGUACCCCUCCCGUGUGUGAAACCUUUGGCGAUAUCCGAUCUCGAAACUUGAGUAGCUGCGAUUGGUUUUGCCCACUUCGGAAGUCUAUCGCUUUCAUCUUGACACUCGACAAACCUUCAAGGUAGCGAGUUUUCAAGGGAAAGUAAGAUGAAAGGGACAGACAUCAAAAUUUAGAUAUUGUUAUUAGUAGAUUUAGCGAAAUUUCAACUAAUGUAGCUUUGAUUUUUGUCCCGACUCCGAAAGCGAAUGCUUUUAAAGAAGAUUUGAUAAUAUUGAAGUGUUGCUACUAUUAAUACAACUGGAACACUAAACGUAUAAAUUGCGGGACUCGAAUCAAUCGCUGUUUCCCUUUAAAAAUGCACACACGUGCGAAAGGUCUAUACAUUAAUCUUCUCUAAUUAAACUUCGUUAAAUUCAUCACAAUUUCUUCUCUUAAAUCCUAGUCUAGAUAUUGUUAUAGCACUGACGCCCGGUUUCUAUCAAGAGUUGCAUCUUCAUACUGUUGCGGUCUCUUCCUCUUGGUUGGCAAAUCUGGCAGUUGAAAAGAAUUUGUGUAAAUUUGUGUCUGGCUCGCUACAGCGUUUAUCUCGAUGUGUGUGCAUUUUCCGUUUUGUUUGUGUAAAAUUGCUCAAUAUUUGUUUGAUCGUUUGGAGUGCCCCUAACCCCGUAGUGUGGUACGGCAGGUUGCGUGAGUGUGGAGAGGUGUGGUCGCACUGUCCCAUUUUGUAUUUUUAUAUUUUUAUAAAAAAAACGAUUAAUGUGAAAUUCGGACGUGAUUUUUUUUUAUUUUGCGCGCAACGUUGUAGCCGACGCUGUCGCGUCUAGAUAUCUCUACAUUUAAAAUGAUCUUCGAUAGACGGAGAUCUUUGCCCGAAGCGAUUGGCAUUAGAUAAUUUGAAAAACUGAGGUGAUUGGAUGGGAUAUGGGUCUGUGGCGAGUGGUUACUUUGACGGGUGACACGAAAACUGCGGGAGUUUUCGAGCUUUUGACGUUAGACUUGAACGAUUCGACUGCACUUACUAGUUGGGAGGAAGAUUUUCUUCGAUUUUCUUCUAUUCGCUUGUUUGUUUUAGGCUAUUUGGCCCAGCGGUCUUGGUUUAGAUUAUCAUUUAAUUUCUACUCAGUGUACCUUUUUGAGUUUGUAAGGUUUAAUAUUUAAGUUGUUUUGACCGGUUUAUCCUCGGGGCAGUUUUAGUUAAUAGUUUGUAGGACGUUUUGCUUGGUUCCUUGUUUACGGCCGCUUCAGGCUUUUGUUCUCGUUGUAAGUUGUCUGUUUUCUAUUAAUAGUAGCGGCUUCGACGCUAUUUUUUCCAUUUUUAGAUAGUAAUUUUGUCGCAUUAGCAUAUCACGCGAGAAACACAGUGCGGGGGGGCAUAGCGAUAUCUUUUCUUAUACAUGUUUUGAUGUGGAAUUUGUACUUUUUUGAUAACUAAGUAGCUAAUAUUGGGAUUAUUAAAAUUAUUGUUAUACGAUUUAGUCCCCUCGUAUAGUCCUGUGAGAUUUUUUGCACAUUCACUCGCAUGUACAUAGUACCUAUCGUACGUUGUUUCUUAGUUUAAAAAAAUAAAAUCCGCAAAAAAAGUUUUUAUAUCGACUUAUCGGAGGCGGACCGAAAUUAGGAAAUUUUUCUUAGCAUUAUUCGCCUAAAGCGAAAAGGCUUGUAAAUUUUGAAGUGAAUAGAAAUUUUAGUGAAAUU
Messenger RNA from Pieris brassicae (large cabbage white), 4342 nucleotides. It is a transcript of the gene orb2, whose product is annotated as translational regulator orb2. Lineage: Eukaryota; Metazoa; Arthropoda; Insecta; Lepidoptera; Pieridae. Gene Ontology annotation, cellular component: cytoplasm; neuron projection; nucleus. The coding region runs from base 49 to 1329 and encodes 426 amino acids. Gene Ontology annotation, biological process: negative regulation of cytoplasmic translation. The transcript is spliced from 10 exons. The record is from RefSeq and is a predicted model, not a curated record. Gene Ontology annotation, molecular function: translation factor activity, RNA binding; mRNA regulatory element binding translation repressor activity; mRNA 3'-UTR binding.